Closterium sp. Naga37s-1 is the source of this 651-nucleotide messenger RNA. The record is from the annotation of a GenBank genome assembly. NCBI's taxonomy places the organism in Eukaryota, Viridiplantae, Streptophyta, Zygnematophyceae, Desmidiales, Closteriaceae.
AUGGAGACACAAGCAGGCCGACCGGAGCCGUCCGGUUUCCGCAACAAACGUCCACGAAAAGCCGCCCAGUGGCUCAACCCUCUGCUGCGCUUCCUGCAGCUGGCAGCUGCCGUUUCCGCCUUCCCUGUGAUGAUCCGCGCAGGGGCAGGUCUGCUCUGGUUCUCCAACUGGCACGCCUUCUCGUUUCUUAUAGCGGGGACAGUUAUAGCUGGGUUCUGGGCACUGCUGAUGCUGCUUCUGGACUGCUUCCUGGCAGCUUCUGGGAAGCUGCUUCACUCGACGGCUCUGCUGUGGGCCAUUGUGAUUGGGCCUGCCAGGCCGUCCCUUCAUCUGCACGGGGUCAACGCCUCAGCCUCUCCACUGCUCAUUCCCCAUCUUCUCCUGCCCAAUCCGCUUGCUGUCCCAUCGCUGCAGAUUGCUCUAUCUAUGGCCCUGAGUGCUGGUGCUGCCACGGCUGCCUUGACCACUCUCAACGACCAGGGCCUGCCAGGCCGCCCCUUCAUAUGCACAGGGUCAACUCCCUUCAACACCUUCUGCGCCCGCACCAAGGCUGCUGCAGCCAUGGCUCUCAUCUCUGCUUCCUUCUUCCUGCCCUCGCUGCUGCUCAGUGGUGCCAGACUAGCUUCCGAGUACUAUGAGGAGGAGGAUUAG